This is a messenger RNA of Chaetomium strumarium, 1617 nucleotides long. Its product is annotated as O-methylsterigmatocystin oxidoreductase. Gene Ontology annotation, molecular function: iron ion binding; oxidoreductase activity, acting on paired donors, with incorporation or reduction of molecular oxygen; heme binding. Lineage: Eukaryota; Fungi; Ascomycota; Sordariomycetes; Sordariales; Chaetomiaceae. The transcript is spliced from 3 exons. The record is from RefSeq and is a predicted model, not a curated record. Bases 1 to 1617 code for a protein of 538 amino acids.
AUGACCUAUCUUACAUCAUAUCUACAGCAGCUGAGCCCCCUGCAAGGGUUGCUACGGGCAUUGGUUCUCUUGUGCGCACUCCCCACGCUGGCCGUUCUCACCUGGAUUGUCCGGAGAGACAAGAGGCUGGACAAAGUGCCAGGUCCCAAAGGUAGUUUAAUCUACGGCAUAGGCCGGGAUCUUCCUCCUAAUGCCAUACAGAAGUUCAGGGAGUGGGCCGACGAAUAUGGCGAGGUGUACAAGAUACGGCUGGGUUGGUAUACCUGGGUGGUGUUGAGCAGUCCGGAGGCCGUCAAGGAGAUCCUCGACAAGCAGUCUGUUUCCACAUCCUCCAAGCUGGCGACACCGAUGGCCGAGCUCGUCGUGGGUGGCAUGCGAAUGGUCACAAUGCCGUAUGGCUCCAAGUGGCGCAAGUACAGAACCAUCUGCCACAACCUCUUGACACCCAAGAUGACGGCAGCCAUGCUGCCCGUGCAAACCCAGGAGAUUGGCCAGUUGCUGUACGACUUGGCCUUCCGGAACUCGGGGGAUUAUGCCUUCCGAGAGCACAUUAAUCGGACCAUCUUCUCGAUCAUGAUGAAGACGGUCUACGGACGUCGCAUCCAGGGAAAGGACGACGAGGACAUCCGCAACAUGGUGGAGAGCUCCAAGAUUCUGGGACGCCUUGUCCGGGCGGGCGCCUUUAUCGAGGACACGUUCCCGCCUUUGGCCGACCUGCCCGAGUGGCUGCAGCCGUCGCGGAAGCGAGCGCUCAAACUCGCAGAGUUCAUCCUCUGGGUCAAGAUGCGGACCUGGAACAACUUGAAGGAGCAGGAUGCCAAAGGCGUCGCGCCCGACUGCUACGCCACGCAGAUGAUCCACGGCGGCUGGUACCAGCAGGGUCUGGUCGACGAGGACCUGGCUUGGCUGGCCGGCGGGCUCGUGGAAGCGGGCUCGCACACGUCGAUCCACACCGUGGUGAACCUCGUCUACUACAUGGCCGCCACGCCCGAAGUACGGGAAAAAGUGGCCGCCGAGGUCGGGAGGGUGGUGGGCGAGUCUCGGCUCCCGAACAUGGACGAUGUUCCUCAUCUGCCUUACGUCUUCGCCUGCAUCAAGGAGAUCCUGCGGCUCUGUCCCGUACCUCCCUGGAGCAUCCGCCACUUCACCGAUGCCGACGUAACGUACAAGGACAUCGUGAUUCCCAAGGGGACCGCACUGGCCUGUAAUACCUCGGCGCUCCACUUCGACCCGGUGCGGUACCCAGAUCCCUUCAGCUUCAAGCCGGAAAGGUACGCCGACUACCAGAAGUCGUCCUUGGACUACUCGGCCCAGUCAGACCCCAACAGCCGCGACCACUUCUGCUUCGGCGCCGGGCGGCGUAUCUGCCCCGGUAUCCGCUUCACCGAAAGCAACCUGAGCCUGAUCCUGGCCAGUCUCGUCUGGGCGUUUGAUAUCCGGCCCUCGGUCGUCCUGGUGGACGGCAAGGAACAGGAGGUGCCCCUGGAUUUGUCAGAAGCGGCCUUCGACCCGUACCCCCUGCGCACUCCGAAACCGUUCAAGGUUCGGUUUAUUCCACGCAGCGACGAACGGCUAAGUUUUAUUGGAAGCACCUGCGACUCGACCGGCGCGUUGUAG